This is a messenger RNA of Hypoxylon fragiforme, 1561 nucleotides long. RefSeq lists its product as uncharacterized. Lineage: Eukaryota; Fungi; Ascomycota; Sordariomycetes; Xylariales; Hypoxylaceae. Bases 252 to 1367 code for a protein of 371 amino acids. The transcript is spliced from 4 exons. The record is from RefSeq and is a predicted model, not a curated record.
GAGCGGCUUUCCCUAGGUAUGAUUAUGAUAUAAGCCUCUUCCUGUUCCACGAGAGACUACCUUGAAGUGGGAGAGAAGUUAGUUUUGGAAACUGGGGAAAUUUUUGAAACGUCAUAUUCAGACCAAAUUCUGCGUCUACGGGUUUAUAUAACUCUAGUGGGAACUCCAUAUACACACACCGGCGGGCUUGGAAAAUACCUAUCUAUUCUACCAGUCAUAACUGGAACACUUGAGGCUAAGAGUCGACCUCAAUGUCCGACGCCCUACAUGAGCCCGGGCUGCCUCCUUUGCAGGGGGUGGGCCUCGCUGUAUUCGUCACAUCGGUUGCGCUAGUCGCACUAUCAACCUUGGUCGUAGGUCUCAGAGUCUACAUACGGUGGCUUGAGAAGUCGAUAUGGUGGGACGAUGCUCUGAUGCUCAGUGGACUAAUCUUAUACAUCGGCGACGUCUACCUUUCUUGCAAAGCGACACAUGCCGGCCUCGGCCUCCGAAACAUAUAUCUAACACAGGCCCUGCAGACCGAGGCGAAGAUGUACAUGACGAUAUGGACGAUCGCCUACACGGCGUGUCUCGUCUUGGUCAAGAGCUCCAUCUGCAUGACCAUGCUGCGGCUCACUGUGUCCAUGAAGCACACCCGCUUCUCAGUCCAUGCCCUGCUGUUCUUCUGUGUUGCCAACUUUUUCAUUUUGUUCGUGGGGACACUGGCCCAGUGCCGCCCGGUCGCGGCGAACUGGGACCGCCAACUAUUCGUUGACGGCAAAGCCUGGUGUGGGAGUGAUAGGGCGAGAAUGGGGAUCUCAUACGCGUCCACUGUCUUGACGAUUGCCACCGAUGUAGGAUGCGCAAUAUUACCAGCGGUCAUCCUAUGGAGUACCCGGCUUAAAGUGAGGACGAAGCUUUUAGUCAGCCUGCUUUUGUCGUUUGGUUCUCUAGCUUCCGUUUGCACCAUGAUCCGCUCUCCGUAUAUCAAGUACUACCAGGCCGAGGAUCUUGUCUACUGGAUCGGCUACGUGAUCCUCUGGUCCAACAUCGAAACCGCCAUCGGCCUGGUCGCCGGCUCGAUCCCCGUGCUGCAGAAGCUGAUCAUGGGGUACACGAAGAAGCCGAACUGCAGCGGCGGCGGCGACGUGCCGCACAUCAUCCCCGGCCUCGUCACCUUCGGCAGCUCCCCCCUGGCCGCCAAGUCCCGCAGCCAGCGCGUCUUCCACAACCCCACCGACACGGGGUUUAGUGUCGCGUCGGUGCACGCGAGCAGGCGGUCCCACGAGUGGGAGAGGCUCGAGGAUGACUCGAGUGGGAGUGGGAUACGUGCCGAUUUCACGUAUGAGGUCGAGUUGUCGAGGGUCCAGACGGCGAAGUUGCCGUAGAUGGGGGGAAGAGGGUUGAGAUUUUCUAGGUUAGGUAUUUAGGCACAGGAUAGGUAGGCAUUCGGGUACGAGGAUACAGGAUCGUACGUGGGCAGGUCAGGGCUGGGAAUUAAUGAUUGGGAACGAUGUACGGGGUAGCAGGGCCGUCUACCUAGGUUAGACUGACGGCAUUGGCUAGCUACCAGGCAGGUACA